Messenger RNA from Colletotrichum higginsianum IMI 349063, 369 nucleotides. RefSeq lists its product as uncharacterized. NCBI's taxonomy places the organism in Eukaryota, Fungi, Ascomycota, Sordariomycetes, Glomerellales, Glomerellaceae. The transcript is spliced from 2 exons. The coding region runs from base 1 to 369 and encodes 122 amino acids. The record is from RefSeq and is a predicted model, not a curated record.
AUGCAUACAGCUAACUCCAUCCAGCCCGGGGGGUUCAAUCUCCGGUGGCGCGGUAUCGUACUCCCUCACUCACUCAGGCGUGCGUGCUAUCACCGUCACUGUCACCAACCAUCCUUUAACCUCUUAACUAGACAACUGGUUGUAACAAUUGGGGGAUCCUGUCUCUUGCGGCAACUCCAUGUAACUUCAGGUGCUAUGCUUAGUCUCGACAUUGUUGUCCUACCUCCAAGAACCCGACCGACCCCCUGUCCCGUCAAGUUGCGAAGUCCUCAAAUACUCGUUUGUUUCCCCUUCUUAUGUAUUCAUUGUAACUCAGUAGACAAAUCACAUCCCACCCCCCUUCUAGACCCAACAACUACAACUAACUGA